Messenger RNA from Diachasmimorpha longicaudata, 1646 nucleotides. RefSeq names its product mannose-1-phosphate guanyltransferase beta (gene Gmppb). The coding region runs from base 193 to 1302 and encodes 369 amino acids. Gene Ontology annotation, molecular function: mannose-1-phosphate guanylyltransferase (GTP) activity; GTP binding. The record is from RefSeq and is a predicted model, not a curated record. Gene Ontology annotation, cellular component: cytoplasm. Lineage: Eukaryota; Metazoa; Arthropoda; Insecta; Hymenoptera; Braconidae. The transcript has 6 exons. Gene Ontology annotation, biological process: GDP-mannose biosynthetic process.
GUUAUUUUGGCAUCCAGAAUCAGAAAGUCUCUGAUAGGCAGUAAACAAUAAUUUCAACUACGUGGCAUGGGUGACGGUGUAAUCAACAAUUAGGAGUGAUAAGUGCAGGCGUCAGUGCCAUUCUGUAGAGAAUACUGAGUGCCGCGGGGGAUGAUUGUUUAGCUGGAUUGUUGGAGUCAUUCGAAACAACAAAUGCCGGAGAAGAGGAAGAAAAUGGGAACUUUGCGGGCGCUUAUUCUUGUAGGGGGCUAUGGGACGAGAUUACGCCCUUUGACACUCAGCAGACCAAAGCCACUCGUGGAGUUCGCGAAUAAACCUAUGUUGUUACAUCAGUUUGAGGCUCUGGUUGCAUCAAACGUGACUGAGAUUAUUCUGGCAGUCUCUUAUCGCGCUGAGCAGAUGGAGAAAGAGUUGUCAGCGGAGGCUGAAAAAUUGGGAGUCAAUCUCAUUUUCUCCCACGAGAAAGAGCCGCUAGGUACGGCUGGUCCACUAGCUCUCGCAAAAGACAUAUUAUCCAACACUGACGAGCCCUUUUUCGUCCUCAACUCAGACAUCAUCUGUGAUUUCCCAUUCAAACAGUUGUUGCAAUUUCACAAAUCACACGGGGGUGAGGGAACAAUUGUCGUAACAAAAGUAGAGGAGCCAUCCAAAUAUGGGGUUGUUCUUUACAACAAAGAGGGAAGGAUUGAGAGCUUCAUUGAAAAGCCACAGGAAUUCGUCUCUAAUAAAAUUAACGCAGGAAUUUAUAUAUUCAAUCCCAGCAUACUAAACAGAAUUCAGCUGAAACCAACGAGUAUCGAGAAAGAGGUGUUUCCAGGGAUGGCCAGCGACAAUGCUCUGUACGCCAUGGAGCUCCCGGGUUUCUGGAUGGACGUGGGUCAGCCCAAAGACUUCCUCAAAGGUAUGUGCCUGUACUUGACCUCACUGAGGCAGAAACAACCCGAGAAGUUGUACUCUGGUGAAGGAGUUGUUGGCAAUGUCCUUGUGGAUCCAACAGCAGUGAUUGGGAAAAAUUGUAGGAUUGGCCCUAAUGUUACUAUUGGUCCUGGGGUGGUUUUGGCUGACGGAUGUUGUGUUAAACGCUGCACUAUCCUCAAAUCAGCUACGAUCAGAGAACACAGUUGGCUUGAUGGAUGCAUCGUGGGGUGGAGAUGUGUGGUGGGUCGUUGGGUACGAAUGGAAGGCACAACAGUUCUCGGUGAAGAUGUUAUUGUCCAGGACGAGUUGUACAUUAACGGCGGACAAGUCUUACCCCACAAAAGUAUCGCCACUUCCGUCCCUGAGCCUCAGGUCAUCAUGUGACUCUAUUCAUUCCUGAAAAAUACAUUGGACAUUUUCUUGAUUGAAAGAAAUUCACUCUGAUGAAACUACCAUAAAAUACAAUAUUUAUAAUAUGACAGGAGAACCUCCACAGAUAUUGUAUUAUAAUAUCUUGCAGUAUAUUUUUUAAUAUUAUUUUUUUCAAUAUUAUCGUGCGCAAAAGAACUGCAAUCGGUUUUUAUAAUACAUUUUCAUGGAGAUAGCUUAUAAAAAUUUAUACAACCGUUAUAAGGUAAUAUUUUACUUCUGCGGGUAUAAAGAAUAAAUUUUUUUGUAACACCCGCCAGAAUCUGUAAUAUUCCGUAAAUUUAACCGUUUGUAAAUAA